UACUUCCAGCUGUCCUCUCCAUGUGAUUUGACUGGUCUGAACUGGGAAGGCAGGAUUUUCUCCUGUGUUUGAAAUUCCUGUAUCAUACCAAAAAACACACUCUGUGCUGUUAUCUUCCUCUGGGAUUGAGCAGGAAUCUUUGCUGUUUCCAAAAAUAAUCUCCUGCUGUAAUGAGAAAAGAGUAAAAUGUGGACUGCAGCUCACUCGGCCUCUCUUCUGCUGUUGCUGAUGGUGACAUUACAUGUUGCAGACGCAAUCAGACUUCUGAAAGAGGGACCCAUGAUCGAUGCUGAAGGAAGAGAAUACAAAACUUUGAAACUAGAGGCAGAAGAAAUCAGAGAACCACAGCUCAGCGAGGAAUCUACUGUUCAUGUACAAUGCACAGAAUCGUCCAUGAUCAUUGUGGUGAAGGCUGAUCUGUUUAAAACUGGACAUCUGGUAUCUCCAGAGGAGCUGUUUCUGGGAGAAGUUGAUUACUCACAGAGUCGGUGCAGAGCUGCUGCUGCUGGUGGAUCUGAGUACGUGAUUGAAGCUGGCCUGCAGGACUGUGGCUCUAUACUGACUAUAUAUGAGGACUCUGUGAUUUACUCAAACAACUUGAUCUUCACACCUGCAGCCAGGUACCACGGCAUCACUAGGACCGCCCCUGCAGUAAUUGCAGUGUCCUGUCACUAUAAAAGGACACAUGUUGUUAGCAGUAACACUCAGCCGUCACCUCUGACCCCCUCCUCUCCGACACAGGACUCUGCCUUCUCUCUUACACUGAUGAACAAUGACUGGACACAUGAGAAAUACUCUACAGCCUUCUACCUGGGAGACCUUCUACACCUGCAAGCAUCUUACACCGGUCCUGAUUCAGCACAUAAACAACUGUUCGUUGACAGUUGCGUGGCCACUCUGUCACCUGAUGUCGCUUCAGUCCCCAGAUACUACUUCAUCGAAAACCACGGGUGCCUCACUGAAGCAAAAGACGGAGGAUCUAACACACGUUUCAGACCCAGAACAAGAGUUGAUGUAGUUCAGCUGCAGAUGGAUGCUUUCCUGUUUCAACAGGAGUCAAGGAACUCAAUGUUCCUCACCUGCCAGCUAAGAGCUUCCACUGACAUGUGGAGAAGAAGCCCCGUUAACAAGGCCUGCAACUAUGUACAUUCAAGGUGGGAAAAUAUAGAUGGUGGUGAUGAUGUGUGUCAAUGCUGCGAUAGUACUUGUUCCACACCUUCUCCCAAAUGGAGGGACAUCUCGUACCCAAGACCUCCCAUGUCUGAAGAUUUAACAGCGUGUAUAACUCUCGGCCCUCUGAUGAUUUACCCCAGAAAGUAGACAAAGAACUUCAUCCAGACAAUAUUCUAAAUGUCAUUUUAAUUUUGCAUUAAGACAAUAAAAUAAUCCAUACUGAAUCAA
Molecule: messenger RNA, 1401 nt
Organism: Notolabrus celidotus (New Zealand spotty)
Lineage: Eukaryota; Metazoa; Chordata; Actinopteri; Labriformes; Labridae
Product: zona pellucida sperm-binding protein 3-like
Exons: 8
Coding region: 187-1320 (377 amino acids)
Biological process (GO): egg coat formation; binding of sperm to zona pellucida; positive regulation of acrosome reaction
Cellular component (GO): extracellular matrix
Molecular function (GO): acrosin binding
Source: RefSeq, a predicted model, not a curated record